Vigna radiata var. radiata (mung bean) is the source of this 1823-nucleotide messenger RNA. Its product is annotated as proteinaceous RNase P 3-like. Gene Ontology annotation, molecular function: protein binding; ribonuclease P activity. Gene Ontology annotation, biological process: tRNA 5'-leader removal. The transcript is spliced from 6 exons. NCBI's taxonomy places the organism in Eukaryota, Viridiplantae, Streptophyta, Magnoliopsida, Fabales, Fabaceae. Bases 207 to 1793 code for a protein of 528 amino acids. The record is from RefSeq and is a predicted model, not a curated record.
CUGGGUUUCACUGUACUUUGGGAGGUUCAGAACCAGGGAUUUGUGAGUUUUGGGCAUAGCGGGUGAAGUUCUCUUCUCAUUUCGCUGUCCCCAAAUUCAAACUUCUUUCUUCUUUUGAAUUUGCAGCAAGCAGAGUGGAAGAAAGAUAGUGUCUUUUGUCCAUUUAUCACCAAGAUUUUGGACCAAUUUCUCAGUCUUGCGCUUCAAUGGAGAAUCCAAAGAAGAAGAAGAAAACCAGUCAAAAUCCUGAGGCAAAGUUCCAAUUUGAACUCAACUCGUGUUCCAAGACUAAGGACCUGCGAGGUGCCAUAUCCCUCUAUGACAAUGCUGUUUUGAACAACACGCGCCUCAACCAACACCACUUCAAUGCCCUCCUCUACCUCUGCUCCAACUCCGUUGCCGACCCAUCGCUCAAAACCACCGCACUUGAUUACGGUUUUGGCGCCUUCCGCCACAUGUCCGCUCUCGGCGUCGUUCCCAAUGAGGCCUCCGUCACCGCCGUUGCACGCCUCGCUGCGGCCAAGGGUGACGCCGAUUAUGCCUUCGAGUUAGUGAAGGACAUGGGCAAGUACAACAACGCUACCCCGAGGCUGCGAACCUACGAUCCUGCGUUGUUUUGUUUCUGUGAAAUGCUAGACGCAGAUAAGGCCUACGAGGUAGAGGAGCACAUGAAUGGCGUUGGGGUGAGUUUGGAGGAGGCGGAACUCGCCGCGCUUUUGAAGGUGAGUGCGCGGAGUGGUAGAGCGGACAAGGUGUAUGAGUAUUUGCAUAAGCUUAGAAGCUGUGUGAGGUGUGUUAGUGAGUCCACUGCGGUGGUUGUUGAGGAGUGGUUUUGUGGUGCCAAGGCCUCUGAGGUUGGUGAGGUGGAAUUUGAUGUGGGGCGGGUCAAAGAGGGGGUUUUGCGGAAUGGGGGAGGGUGGCAUGGUCAGGGAUGGGUUGGUAAAGGGGAUUGGGCCGUCAGCAGAACGAGUGUUGGUGCUGAUGGACAUUGUUGUUGUUGUGGGGAGCAAUUGGUUUGCGUUGAUAUCGAUGACGCGGAGACGGAGAAGUUUGCAGUGUCUGUUGCUGGCUUGGCCUUGGAACGAGAGGUCAAGGCCAAUUUUAGUGAAUUUCAGGCCUGGCUUGAAAAACAUGACUCUUAUGAAGCUAUAGUGGAUGGAGCAAAUGUUGGGCUCUACAAACAAAAUUUUGCUGAUGGUGGAUUUAGCAUUUCUCAGCUUGAUUGUGUUGUAAAAGAACUUUACAAUCAAAGUGGGAAUAAAUGGCCGCUCGUUGUGCUGCACAACAAGCGCCUAAGAGGGCUGAUGGAAAAUCCUUCCAGCAGGAAAUUGGUGGAGGAGUGGGUGAAUAAUGGUGCACUGUAUACAACUCCUAAUGGGUCCAAUGAUGAUUGGUAUUGGCUCUUUGCAGCUGUAAAACUUAGGUGCUUGCUUGUGACAAAUGAUGAAAUGCGAGAUCACAUAUUUGAACUCAUAGGAAGCAACUUUUUUAACCUGUGGAAAGAAAGACAUCAGGUUCACUACACUUUUAUUAAAGGAAACCUAAAGCUUCAGAUGCCUCCAUCGUAUUCAUUGGUUAUCCAGGAAUCGGAAAAAGGUUAUUGGCAUGUACCGCUAGCACCGGGCACUAGCAGUGAGUCUUUGAUAUGUUGGCUCUGCAUUACCCGGCCAAGUGAUCAUGAUGCUGUCGCUACUGUUUCCAAUGGUGUAAGUAGCUGCUUGGAUUCCCAAGUCGAUGAAAACAAUGCCACUUGCAUCAGUGGUAAAAGAAAAGAGAGGUCUCCUCCUUCAUGAUAAAUCUUUCUAUGGGCUUGCCCUUAGUUU